CACGGGAACUUUAUAGCAAAUUUCCCAUUGAUAAAAUCAGAAUCAAAUACAGAAUUCAGGUUUAAUCCUAAUUAAUCUGUCACACCUAAAUGAGCCUCUAUAUAAACUUCAACAGCCAAACAAAUAAGUCGUAUCGAUCAUGGCUUCAAAACUGUUCCUCACUGUGGCCGUAGUAGCAGCAGCGCUAUCGUUCAUCGCUGCGGCUGAUUAUGUCAGAUCACCGCCACGCGAAAUGCUUCGUUCCCCCUCGAGCUCAGAGCCGCCUUCUUCUCCACAGCAGGUUCACAUCUCCUUGGCCGGAGCUAAUCACAUGCGGAUCUCAUGGAUCACUAGCGACGAGAAAUCUCCAAGCUUAGUCGAAUACGGAAUCUCGCCCAACAGCUACACCUCCAAAGCUCAAGGAGAGAACACUAGCUACACUUAUUUAACCUACAAAUCAGGCAAGAUUCACCACGCCGUCAUUGGCCCGCUCCACGACCAAACCACCUACUACUACAAAUGCGGCGGAGCUGGUCCAGAGUUCCAACUCAGAACGCUGCCGUCUAAGCUGCCGGUGACUCUGGCCGUCGCCGGAGAUCUAGGUCAGACCGGAUGGACCAAGUCGACUCUGGACCAUAUAGCACGGCUCCAACACGAUCUUCUCUUGCUUCCGGGAGACCUUUCCUAUGCUGACUACAUACAGCCUGCUUGGGACUCGUUCGGACAACUGGUGCAGCCACUGGCGAGCACGAGGCCGUGGAUGGUCACACAGGGCAACCACGACAAGGAGAAGAUACCAGUCCUCGAACAUAGCUUCCUGUCCUAUAAUUCACGAUGGAAGAUGCCGUAUCAAGAGAGCGGCUCCGGUUCGAAUCUAUACUAUUCGUUCGACGUGGCCGGAGUUCAUGUUAUAAUGCUUGCUUCCUAUACAGAUUAUGAUGUGAACUCUGAUCAGUAUAAGUGGCUAAAGGGUGAUCUUUCGAAAGUGAAUCGCGGAAGGACACCAUGGAUCCUUGCCGUAUUCCAUGUUCCAUGGUAUAACAGUAACGAGGCUCAUCAAGGUGAAGGUGAUGGCAUGAUGGCAGCAAUUGAGCCCUUGCUGCAUGCUGCUGCCGUGGACGUUGUGUUUGCUGGCCAUGUUCAUGCCUAUGAACGCACAAAGCGUGUCUUCAAUGGUAAAUCCGAUCCUUGUGGAUUCGUACACAUCACGAUUGGCGAUGGUGGAAACAGUGAAGGCUUAGCGCGCAGGUACAAGGAGCAGCAGCCCGAGUGGUCUGUCUUUCGUGAAGCAAGUUUUGGCCAUGGUGAGCUCAACAUCGUGAAUUCAACUCAUGCGUUUUGGAGUUGGCACAGGAACGACGACGAUGAACCUGUGACAUCGGACAAAGUUUGGAUAAAUUCACUGUUGAGUUCAGGGUGCCCCGCUAAAAGGAGUAAUGGACUCAGAAAACUACCAUUGGCGCCAUGAAAUGAAUUAUAAAUCCAAGAUUUUAAUUAUGGAUUCUCAACUAGGAAAGGUGCCUUUGGGUUUCUGUUUCUUAUUGUCAUUUCUUGGUUAUAUCAGUUUCGACAGUAAUGAUCACUUAUUCUGUUUGCAAAUUCCAGAAUAUGUUCUACAUUUACCCAUUAGUAAUAUAGUGGCUAGUGUUAUUCUCUCAUUUCACUUCUAAUGUGUAUAUUUGUCAUGGAAACCUACACAGUAGUAUGAUAUUUUAUACAUGAAACACAAUAUCUGUUCUCA
Messenger RNA from Salvia miltiorrhiza (redroot sage), 1720 nucleotides. Its product is annotated as purple acid phosphatase 18-like. The transcript is spliced from 4 exons. NCBI's taxonomy places the organism in Eukaryota, Viridiplantae, Streptophyta, Magnoliopsida, Lamiales, Lamiaceae. Gene Ontology annotation, molecular function: metal ion binding; acid phosphatase activity. The coding region runs from base 140 to 1447 and encodes 435 amino acids. The record is from RefSeq and is a predicted model, not a curated record.